Molecule: messenger RNA, 10137 nt
Organism: Peromyscus californicus insignis
Lineage: Eukaryota; Metazoa; Chordata; Mammalia; Rodentia; Cricetidae
Gene: Agap1
Product: ArfGAP with GTPase domain, ankyrin repeat and PH domain 1
Exons: 20
Coding region: 484-3891 (1135 amino acids)
Cellular component (GO): nucleus
Molecular function (GO): GTPase activity; protein binding; GTP binding
Source: RefSeq, a predicted model, not a curated record
GCCCGCCCCUCGACCGACCGCGGCCGGCGCAGCAACCCGCGCGCCCCGAUCCCCGGGAGAGGCGGAGGCUGCGGGACCGCCGAGCUGUGCAGGAAAAGGCCGUGGGAUGCGCUUGGGCCCCGCGCCCUAGACAAUGAAGCCGCGGGCACCGCCGCCCGCAGUGGGCCCUGCGCGCCCAGGCCGCACCUGCCGGCGAGGCGGGUUCCGCGCCUGAGCGCCUGCCCGGCCCCCCAUGGCUCGGCUCCCCGGGCGCGGACCCCGGCACUCGGGCCGCGUGGCGCGCGGGCGGGCGGACUCCAGGGGCGCUGUUCCCGCAGCCUAAGCGCGGGCCUCGCUGCGCGCGGGGGGCGUGGGCGCCGCUCCCUGCCGGCCCGGGCUCUGCACCUGGCCGGCUCUGCGCCCGCGGCGCGCGUCCCGACGGCCGGCGGCGCUGGAUGCAGUCGGGCCUGGGAGAGCGGCGCGGCGGCCGCGGCCCCUGGGGACAUGUACCUGCUGGACGGCAGCGGCGAGCCCGCGUCGCCGCCCGCGGACGCGAUGCCGCGCGGGACGCCCCCCAGGAAGACCGUCUACCGCAUCUCGGUGACCAUGGUCAGGAAGGAGCAGCUGGCCGCUCCUGUUCCGCGCCCCGCUCGGCGGCCCCGGCCCGCACGUUCUCCGGACGCGCCCGGGCGACUGGAAGAGGAGGCCGAGGAGGCGGCGGCUGAGGAUCCUGAGGCCCGGCCGCGCGCCUGGGACUUCCGCGCUUUCCGCACACGCAGCACCGGGCAGCUGGAGCUCGGGCGGCUGCGGCCAUGCACACGCGGCGCGGAGCCCGAGGACCUGAUGGGAAGCCCCUCGGCCGAAGGACCCAGCAGCCCCGAUGGGGAGGAGGCUCGGGCCGCGCCCCUGCGGCGGAGCCUCAGCUUCAGGCACUGGAGCGAGCCCGAGGCGCCGCGGAGCCCUGCGCUGAGCGGCGGGAGGCGCCACAGCAGCUCCGAGAGCCUGGCAUGGGCGCCUGACGACGAGGUCGAGGCGGAGGCCGCCCCGGAGCCGGUGGCCGGAGCGCAGCCCGCGACGGAGAAGCGCAACACCUUGGAUGUAGGCGAGGUGCUCAGCAAGAACGACGCGCUCUCGGAUCUGGAGCGCUGGGAGCGCAGCAAGAGCAAGAACCGCACGCUGGACAACAGCGACCUGCAGCGGCUAGAGCGUGCGCGGGCCGCGGCCGCUGGCCCUGGGGCAGCCUCGGAGCACCGGCUGCUGCGCUUCUUCAGCGGCAUCUUCGCGCGCAGGGACGGCGGGCCCUCACCCCGCAGCGGUGCCCUGCGCUCCCGCGGUUACUUCAGCCUGCGGAGGGCCCCGGCCGACACACACUCAUCCAGCGCAGAGAGCAUCGAGGGGUCCCCGCGCAGAGAUGCUUUCGUGAACAGCCAGGAAUGGACACUCAGCCGAUCUGUACCGGAGCUCAAAGUGGGAAUUGUGGGUAACUUGGCCAGCGGCAAGUCCGCACUGGUGCACCGGUACCUGACCGGCACGUACGUGCAGGAGGAGUCUCCAGAAGAUAUGGACGCAGGUGGCAGGUUCAAGAAGGAGAUUGUGGUUGAUGGCCAGAGUUAUCUGCUGCUGAUUAGGGAUGAAGGGGGCCCCCCUGAGGCACAGUUUGCCAUGUGGGUGGAUGCGGUCAUUUUUGUCUUCAGCUUGGAGGAUGAGAUCAGUUUCCAGACUGUCUACCAUUACUACAGCCGAAUGGCCAACUACAGGAACACCAGCGAGAUCCCACUUGUGCUGGUGGGGACCCAGGAUGCCAUAAGUUCCACCAACCCGAGGGUCAUCGACGACGCCAGGGCACGGAAGCUCUCCAAUGACCUGAAGCGGUGCACGUACUACGAGACAUGCGCCACCUAUGGGCUCAACGUGGAGCGGGUCUUCCAGGACGUUGCCCAGAAGAUUGUUGCCACGAGGAAGAAGCAGCAGCUGUCCAUAGGCCCCUGCAAGUCCUUACCCAACUCUCCAAGCCACUCCUCUGUGUGCUCCGCCCAGGUGUCAGCCGUGCACAUCAGCCAGACGAGUAAUGGAGGCGGGAGUUUGAGUGACUACUCCUCCUCUGUCCCUUCCACCCCAAGCACCAGCCAGAAGGAGCUUCGGAUCGAUGUCCCGCCCACUGCCAACACCCCAACGCCUGUCCGGAAGCAGUCCAAGCGCAGGUCCAACCUCUUCACGUCUAGGAAAGGGAGCGACCCAGACAAAGAGAAGAAAGGCCUGGAGAGCCGCGCGGACAGCAUCGGGAGCGGGCGAGCCAUCCCAAUUAAACAGGGCAUGCUGCUGAAGCGAAGUGGCAAGUCGCUAAACAAAGAGUGGAAAAAGAAGUACGUCACCCUGUGCGACAAUGGCGUGCUGACCUACCACCCCAGUUUACAUGAUUACAUGCAGAAUGUCCACGGCAAAGAGAUUGACCUCCUGAGGACCACUGUGAAAGUGCCGGGGAAGAGGCCACCCCGAGCCACGUCAGCCUGUGCACCCAUCUCCAGUCCCAAAACCAAUGGCCUGGCCAAGGACAUGAGCAGUUUACACAUCUCACCAAAUUCAGGGAAUGUCACUAAUGCGUCUGGGUCUCAGAUGGCAAGCGGCAUCAGCCUGGUCUCCUUCAACAGCCGACCCGACAGCAUGCACCAGCGCUCCUACUCAGUCUCCAGUGCCGACCAGUGGAGUGACGCUACAGUCAUUGCAAACUCCGCCAUCAGCAGUGACACGGGGCUGGGUGACUCGGUGUGUUCCAGCCCAAGUAUCUCCAGCAGCACCAGCCCCAAGCUUGACCCGCCCCCCUCCCCCCACGCCAACAGAAAGAAACACCGGAGGAAGAAAAGUACCAGCAACUUCAAGGCUGACGGGCUCUCAGGCACUGCUGAAGCCAAACGCAAAGCAUGGAAACUAAACCGUGUUGGUAGCCUGCGCAACAUAUACAGCAGCAGCAGCACCAACACCGAAGAGCAAGAAGAAAACUUUGAGUUUAUCAUUGUGUCCCUCACUGGCCAGACGUGGCACUUUGAAGCUACCACGUACGAGGAGCGAGACGCAUGGGUCCAAGCCAUCGAGAGCCAGAUCCUAGCCAGCCUGCAGUCCUGCGAGAGCAGCAAGAAUAAGUCCCGACUAACCAGCCAGAGCGAGGCCAUGGCACUGCAGUCCAUCCGGAACAUGAGAGGGAACUCCCACUGUGUGGACUGUGACGCCCAAAACCCUAACUGGGCCAGUUUGAACUUGGGAGCUCUCAUGUGCAUCGAGUGCUCAGGGAUCCACCGGAAUCUUGGCACCCACCUCUCUCGGGUCCGAUCUCUAGAUCUUGAUGACUGGCCCAUGGAGCUGAUCAAGGUGAUGUCGUCCAUCGGGAAUGAGUUGGCCAACAGUGUGUGGGAAGAGAGCAGCCAGGGACGGACAAAACCCUCAUUGGACUCCACAAGGGAAGAAAAGGAACGAUGGAUCCGGGCCAAGUAUGAACAGAAACUCUUCCUGGCCCCACUGCCGUGUACAGAGUUCUCCCUGGGCCAGCAGCUGCUGCGUGCCACUGCCGAGGAAGACCUGCGGACUGUCAUCCUGCUCCUGGCACACGGCUCCCGGGAUGAGGUGAAUGAGACCUGUGGGGAAGGAGAUGGCCGCACAGCACUGCACCUGGCCUGCCGCAAGGGCAGCGUGGUCCUGGCCCAGCUGCUAAUCUGGUACGGGGUGGACGUCAUGGCUCGCGAUGCCCACGGGAACACGGCACUGGCCUAUGCCCGGCAGGCCUCCAGCCAGGAGUGCAUCGAUGUGCUGCUCCAGUACGGCUGCCCCGAUGAGCGCUUUGUGCUCAUGGCUACCCCCAACCUGUCCAGGAAGAAUAACAGCAGGAACAGCAGUAGUGGGAGGGCGCCCAGCAUCAUCUGAGCUCAGCCAACACCGCCCCGGGAUCCCACGCCCGCCCGCCCGCCCGCUCCGGACCGACGGUGGGCACAGCACGUGAGUCCCUCAGUUCCCUCCCUCCUCCUGGUGGUCACGUCCACCCACCUGCCACUCACACACCCCACCUGAAGUCUCCAAACCUGGACAUCCUCAAGGGGAGAAGAGGAGGCUGGAGGCCACAGAACCGAACCCUUUCUUUUCCCACACUCCGGAAGCAACGCAGGAGGGACCACAACCUCGCGGCUUUGAGGAUAGCACAUGACGGGGGACCCCCGUUCCAGUGACCUGGAGCGCAGGGUGAGGGGUGGCAAGGAGAAGGGGCAGCUUCCCCUAACUGGCAGUUAAGCACAUCCGUACAUUUCACCUCGACCAAAAGGAGGCUUGGCUUUCACGUCUUCUCUGGGGAGCUUGACGGCAUAAAUCAGAAACAAGCACAGUUUGUCAGGUCUGAAGCCCCUAUGAUGGUAGGUGUCAAAUCAGUUGUAGCUAAUCUGUCCAGGGAGAAUACUGGCUUCAUUACACUUGUACAGUCGGGUUCCUCCAGCAUUACCGCUGUUUAAUAGAACGUGAUUAGUCAUCACCGGGAAGAAGGCAUAUUAGCCGAGGAGGUAGUUACACGGCACGCUCCGGUGAUUGCCACGAUGUGAUUGCAGUGCGCUUAGAAGCAUCAUAUUAUCCCAGACAUGUCUCUCCAGCCCUUGGAGUCCUCCUUUCUAAAUUCACUGUCAUAAUUUAGUAUCUGUUUAAUUUUUCAGUCCAAAGAGAGGAAAUCAGUUGCCGGGUAUUAUUUGACUGCAAUCUCCUUCCUUGGUGCAAAAACAAAAUGGAAAAAAAUAAAUAAGAAUAACUUGGAAAUUCAAAAAGAAAUCAUGAAUCCAGCUGAAAAUAGCUUCUCAAGUAUGCUCCAAAACUAAGUAAAUAUAGAAAAUGCUAUUUUUUUUUUCCCUAAGAGAGAUUUUCUGUCCUUUGACCACAUUGGCUACGUCAGGCCUCAGUCACUCCCGAUCCACAAGGUCUGAGUUACCCGCGUUUCUGUCGUAGAGAAGAUGUGUGAAAAUCUAUUUGAAUAAAAGAAGUUCAUAAAUAUGCAUUGAUUUUUGUGCAGACAAAUAGCACCUCUGUUAAUUUAUAAAUUGAGCUGGAUGGGAACUAAUAAUGUGCAACUAGUUGAGAUCAGAGGGUUACAGAUCAUUGUGCAUGGGAAGUGCCCCCCAGCAGUAAACACUUCCGUUAAUGUGAUAAACAGCUUUUUAAAAGGUGCAUAUCAGAAUGAGAUGGGGGGACAAUUGGCUUAUUAAAAUCAGGAAGGGAAGGGGGGAGGGGAAGGAGCGUGUGAGUCCUCAUCCCAAAGGCAGGAUGUAGAGCCGAGGCCACUCUUCCCAAGCAAAAGUGAGGGGCUGUGGCAGGAAGGGGUGAUUUGGGGAACACCAGCCGCAUAAAAGCGCCCUGUGAGUGGCUGCUGACCGCUCUGGUGCAUCCGGCUCCUGGGAGCCUGUAGACCGUACGGUCCACCCCGUCUGUUUCUAACAGGAUGACUGACUUGCCAUCGUGGACCACCUUCGGCACAGUGGUGAAGAACACCAAACCGUGACACUAUUUAGUUUAAAAAAAGAGGGGGCAGCCUUGCCAGAGAGCCCUCCUGGCGGUGUGACAGGGAGAAGGCCAGCACACUGGGAGACAGGACGCUGGGCAGAGCCACCCCGGUACCUGUGGAGAGGCUCCUUGCUCUCAUAUACUGAACUUUAUAUUUUGUAAGAGUUUUUCCUCUUCUUUCACUUUAAAAAAAAAAAAAUUUAAGUAGAUGGGAACAGAAGUAAAGCCUUGCACAGCAUUUCUAUGUGGGUAAGUGUCUCGUGGAGAUCUCCAGUCUCAACACAGCUAGAACUGACCGGUAUCCAAAAAAAACGUCCUAGGUGCGAAAGCCACAGGUCUGAGACCCCUGAGCUCAGUGCCGCAAGCCCUGCGUUUGGUUUCUCACCCUGCUCUCCGUCACUGUGUUGUUACUUUAAAUGUGAAUAGAGAAAACAAGCUGUCAUUGCCUAUUUUUGAAGACUGCAUUAGCACCCGACCCUGCAGUCCACAUUCGCCUCCACGUAGCCUUUACCAUAGACUUCUAUAGAGAACACAGCUAGAGUAUAAAUGAGAUUCGUAAAUUAUUUCAGUGUAGUUAAUUCCCACGAUAGGAGUGCUUUUAUCACAGAGGAGCCACUGCAGGAAGGAAGUGGGACCCUCCCUGAAGCUUCUCUUGGGGUGUAUAUGAGUGUGUACAUAUUCUUAUGUGUUUAUAAUAUGAUAUUUUCCUGAAUGACUCCUUGUUCCACAUCGCCCUCCACUGCCUGAAUGCUCAGUUGCUCGCUCUGGUCCCCUCCCUCCCUCCCUCCCUCCCUCCCUCCUUUCCUCAGUCACUCCGACAUCAUCAGCUCUUCCUCGGAACACGGCCCCUCCCCUGCCAGUGUGAGCUGGGCUGGCCUGUCCAAGAGGUAGCCCACUUCUCCUAAGCCUGAGUUUUGACAACAGAGUGGUGAUGGGGGCCUCUGGGGGUUUCUGUGCAGAUGAAGGAGAGAAGCGGCCUAGCCUGUGCCUCUCUUUCCCCUUCGGACCCGAGUCCUUCCCUCAAUGACAAGCUUCUUUUUCCCAUUUUCCAGUUGACACCAAGGCUGAGGUCCACGAGGAUCAGGGUUGUGGGGAAGGGAGGUGGGGUUUUAUGGAAAUCUCUGCCACACUCAGCACUUCCUUCAAUGUGAGACACUCUCUGAGGAGCAUGUCAGAAGAAGGUACAGUGGACUUACUAAAAUCAAGACAGGAAGUGGGACAAGUCAGAGAAGCAGGGGAAGGGGGAAGGAGCAUGGGAACUCAUUCCGGAUGCAGUGUUAGAGCUGAGACCACUUUUCUGCCAGGAGCGAGGGCCUCUGGGAAGUGACGGAUGUGAGACGCCCCCUGCAAACCAUGCAACCUUUGUGCUCCAGGUGAAUUUCCUCUCUUGUUGAGAAGUAGUCAGCUGGGGGGCGGCUGCAAACGGGCCUGCGACUUGGCCGUCACCUGUCCUGAGGAGGCGGUCUAGCCUGUGGCUACCUCUGCUGAACACCUGAUGUCCCUCCCCAGGCCUGUGAACAGUAUCGGGGAGGAAGGUGAAGCCCUCCUUACUCUCCCCACUUCUGAGAAAGCCCCCCCCAAUUUGUCUUGCUUUACAGAGAAGAGCUGAGCACCGCUCUCCCACCGUCCCCAAGUGUCACUCAAGCCCGAAAUGAGCCUCCUGUCCUCCAGCCUUGUCCCUCUGCUGUUGGCUCAUCAAAUCUCCUCCCCGCAGUUCCCACGAGGCUGCUGGGACGCGUGCACACACGCUGUCGGCGCGCUGUUCCCAUUAACUUUGAGGAUCAUAGCACCUUGGGCCCUGGGCUUCACUGCCCCAACUGUCCCCAGAAGAGCCUGGUCGGAGCGCUCUGUGGCAUCCUCCUGCUCUGUCAAGCCCCACGGUGAGUGUGUGUCUGAACCUGGUGGGCCAGGAACCUGCUGGCCCCGGGCCUGUGUUGCCGAGGCUGCCACCAUCCUUCCCUGUAUUUAGGCUAUUUGAUGGCUGAGAUGUGCAAUCUCCAUUGCUCCUGGGGACACAAGGGCCCCGCAGCACCACAGCGAGGAGGAGGGGGAGGAGGCUUGCCAUCAGGGCCUCCAAGCUGCCAGGAGCCUGAGGUUUUUGAGAGGCAAGCCCAUGCCUUUUGGUGGGCUCUCCUCAGCUCUUCUGUCUCCAUCGUUCACACCCUACAAGGUCCCUGAGGCUUUGCUAGAACCCUGUCAGGAUUGUAUUUAUGACUUUGAAGCAAACAAAUUGAAAAGCAGUCAGGGAAGGGAUUUACAGAAAUGUGACACCGAUGGACAUCUUUCCUUUUAAAAAAAAAAAAAAAAAAAAAAGCAGUUUAUCCCCCACUGCUUCUGUUGGGAAGGCACAGCUGGAGAUGAUUCCACUCCUGUCACUCACCAGGAAGCUGUCAGGGCCACUGGUAUCCCACGUGUGACCUUCUCUUCCAUUGUGUCUCUUGGAUUCUAAAUGGCUCCACCCCUGCCAGGCCUGGCUGGCACACAGCGGACAGACGGACGGACGGACGGGAGAACCACGUGAUCCAGCUGUUUGUGUCUGGCCUGUUUGGGGACCUUAUCUGUAAAGCGCUGAGGUAGAUGGGUUUGGGGCCAAAAUGUAACAUUCCUCCUUGAGAGGAAAGAAAGGGAAGGAGAGGGAAGGACCCAGCUCCUCACUGCAGCCCAGGUCCUCAGGCUUUCAUCUCCUGGAACAUCUGUAAGAGAAGCCCGCACCCAAAGUCAGGGCUCAUCUCUCACCUCGGGGAAAGAAACCGCCGGCCAUCUGGGGCCUUAGUGUUUCAGGACACAAAGUCUCUCCCUGCUCAGAAGUCCUGGCCUGACAGGGCUUUUUCAGAUGCUAAGAUUUCUGUUGAGUUUCUGUGCCUGCUGCUCUUUAGACAUUGGUUUGCACCCCUGAGUCCGAGUUGAGAGAGAACAUUUCAUCGUAGAUGAGUCUAAACAGCCAACAAAGUGUAUGUCCUUUGGUUUUAGCAGAUCCUGCUCUUUCCUAUAGAAGAGCAGUAUUUGGUCUGGGGUUUGCUCCUGUCUGGUCAGAGCGUUCUGAACUGAGGCCUCUUCCGUAGUGAGCCUCAGGUGGGUGUGGGCACCCAGCACAGGCUGCCGCUCUAGGGUCCAAGCAAGUGGCCUUGGUGAGUGAGAGAGGUCAGCUCAGGGCUUGUCAUUAUUUUGCUGGGCGCAUGGCAUCUGCAGGGGACCCCCUGGGGGUCAUGAAUCAAGCCAUAGGAUGGACUCUCCUGCCAUAGGGGAGGACUGAUCUGGAAUUCUGUGUGCAGGGAAUUACAUAGCCUUUGUCUUGUUGUGGGUGAAAUGAAGGAACCAAGAGGUGUGAGUGGGUGGGGGGUGGGAUUAGGCCCAGAGGAGAGCGCCUUGGCACGCUGCCGCUAGGAACCCUAGGAACCCAUCCUAGGAUCACAUUGUACCCCAAUGUCCAGGUUCAGGACUGCAGCCACAGGAGCCCAGAUAUUAGUGUGGUUUUUAGAGAGGGCUCUCACAUGCUUGCAAAAAGACACACUUAGCAAACUGCUGCGUGGGUCAUGUGGACUAACGGAGGGCAUUGAGGAGAAAGACCUGUGUGGCCCAAAACAGAACUGUAAACAGCCUUCUAUCCAUAGCUGAGGGGCUGGCAAGACACCUGACCCACCUGCCUCUUCAGGAUGGGCAGAGAAGGGGCCCAGGGUGCUGUGCAGUCCAAAUGUGGCUUCCGGUUCCUGCUCUGGCACACACAUUUUGCUCACCUACCAGGUCCUGCAGUUUUCUUACCAGGGUGGUACUGAGGGUACCCAGGGCAGCUGAGUGGAGACCUGGCUUUUGUGUGACAGGCAGACAAAAGAUACCCUCAAAACGUCCCUGUGACCAGAAGGGAAAGACACCUGCACCUUCCUAUUGAAAAUAACCCUCCUCUUAUAUGUAAAAACCAUCCCUUCCCUUCCCCCACAUUGUGGGGUUUUUUGUUUGGUGUUUUGUUUUGUUUGAGGGGGGUGAUAGCUUUCUUCUAAAAUGUAUGAGUUCUCAAGAUGAGAACUGGUCCUCCAGCCCUGAGCCCUGAGAACUGAAAGGGUGUUGAGCUCCAGGAAGGCCCAGGAGGUGGCUGGCCCCUACAGUGGCCUGCGGCUGGACCUGCAGAGGACAGAGUCCCUGGCAUCCUCUCUUGCCCUCUUCCCUUCCUUUCCCCCAGUUCCUCCGAGUCCUCAUCUUGCCACAGGCGCAUCUUUGUAGAGAGAAAACCCAGGGCAAGGCAGGGUGCCAAUGGCACAUUUCUGGGUGGGAGCAAAGAAGGCCACUGCCUCACCUGCCUAGACCCAUCUAGAAGGCUGAAGCACAGUGGGGCUUCUCCGAGGGGGUGGUCCGUCCUGGGCAUUUUGAUAUUACCUCAUUCCAUAACUCCGUGUUUCCCCAUGACUGAUGGCUUUAUUUAUGCUGUUUGUCCUGUAAUUAAACCAUCCACAGACAUCCACUCCGCUCGUCUGUUCAUGCGACCUUGUUCGGGUUCAAUCUGCUGGUUUGUAUUUUCUUGCCUUGGGAUUUUGUGUCAGCUGUACAGUAUUCUAAGGGGAAAGGCAAAGGAAAAGUGUGUAAAGUAACGGAGAGAGGUGGCUAUAGUGUAGAGACCUCUUUCUAAUAAAGAAAUGAAAAUAUGUA